AUGAGACGAGAACCGUCCGGGCUGGAAACGCCGCCGAAAGUCAACAACAUGGACUCGUCCAAACCUUUGGCCAAACCUUUGGCACCUUUGCAAAAAGCUACCGAAACGCCUCUGAUGGCUCCUCGAGUAUGGAAUACAAAGAAUCUUGGUCUGCGACUCACAUCCGACUUUGUGUCUGGAGCUGGCGCUGCUAUAAUGGUGGCUCCUCUCAUUACAAUCAUCGACAAAGCAAUAAUGCAAAAUGCCUCAGGGAAAGCAAGCCUCAAGUCCUCCCUCUUCGACUCGUUCAGGACCUUCUUCCUGCGACCGCAUAACCUCCUCUUCUCGAAGCCCUUCGCCCUUAUCUCCAUGGUCUACGGGGGAACAUACAUCACGGCUAACACUCUCGAUACCCUUACCUCGACCGCGAAGAACAAAUCUGCAACGCACGUCACAAGCGGCACUGCGAAGUUCGCAGCAUCCUCAGCGGCCAAUGUGGGACUCUGUCUCAUAAAAGAUGCGACCUUCGCACAGAUGUUUGGCUCUGGUGGCCCACCGCGACCGGUUCCCCUCCCCUCCUUCGCGCUCUUUACGCUCCGCGACUGCCUCACAAUUUUCGCAUCUUUCAAUAUUCCGCCUCUCCUUGGGCCGGUCAUAAGCAAGAACAUGAACAACGAGCUAGCGAAGCGCAUGAGUGGGCAGUCAAUGGCGCAAUUUAUGGCUCCUGCUGCGGUCCAGUUUGUUAGCACGCCUCUACACCUACUAGGACUGGACUUGUACAACAGAGGCGGGAAUAUUACGUGGGAAGACCGAUGGCAGAUGGUCAAGAAGAACUGGAGCAUAAGUGCAAUGGCUAGGAUAUGUCGGAUUGUCCCUGCUUUUGGCAUAGGUGGGGUGGUGAACGGAAACGUGAGAAAGGGGCUUAUGGAAAAGCUGCAAUAG
Messenger RNA from Drepanopeziza brunnea f. sp. 'multigermtubi' MB_m1, 921 nucleotides. RefSeq lists its product as uncharacterized. Lineage: Eukaryota; Fungi; Ascomycota; Leotiomycetes; Helotiales; Drepanopezizaceae. Gene Ontology annotation, cellular component: mitochondrion. The record is from RefSeq and is a predicted model, not a curated record.